AUGCUGAAGAUGCUCUCCUUUAAGCUGCUGCUCCUGGCCGUGGCUCUGGGCUUCUUUGAAGGAGAUGCUAAGUUUGGGGAAAGAAUCGAAGGGAGCGGAGCGCGGAGGAGAAGGUGCCUGAAUGGGAACCCCCCGAAGCGCCUGAAAAGGAGAGAUAGGCGGAUGAUGUCCCAGCUGGAGCUGCUGAGUGGGGGAGAGAUGCUGUGCGGUGGCUUCUACCCUCGGCUGUCCUGCUGUCUGCGGAGUGACAGCCCAGGGUUGGGGCGCCUGGAUAACAAGAUAUUUUCUGUUACCAACAACACAGAAUGUGGGAAGUUACUGGAGGAAAUCAAGUGUGCACUUUGCUCUCCACAUUCUCAGAGCCUGUUCAACUCACCUGAAAGAGAAGCCUUGGAAAGAGACCUUGUACUUCCCCUGCUCUGCAAAGACUAUUGCAAAGAAUUCUUUUAUACUUGCCGAGGCCAUAUUCCAGGUUUCCUUCAAACUACUGCUGAUGAGUUUUGCUUUUACUAUGCAAGAAAAGAUGGUGGGUUGUGCUUUCCAGAUUUUCCAAGAAAACAAAUCAGAGGACCAGCAUCUAACUACUUGGACCAGAUGGAAGAAUAUGACAAAGUGGAAGAGAUCAGCAGGAAGCACAAACACAACUGCUUCUGUAUCCAGGAGGUGGUGAAUGGGCUGCGCCAGCCUGUCGGUGCCCUGCACAGCGGGGACGGCUCGCACCGGCUCUUCAUUCUGGAAAAAGAAGGUUAUGUGAAGAUACUUACCCCCGAAGGAGAAAUUUUCAAGGAGCCUUAUUUGGACAUUCACAAACUUGUUCAAAGUGGAAUAAAGGGAGGAGAUGAAAGAGGUCUGCUAAGCCUCGCAUUCCAUCCCAAUUACAAGAAAAAUGGAAAGCUGUAUGUGUCUUAUACCACCAACCAAGAACGGUGGGCUAUCGGGCCUCAUGACCACAUUCUUCGAGUUGUGGAAUACACAGUAUCCAGAAAAAAUCCCCAUCAAGUUGAUUUGAGAACAGCCAGAGUAUUUCUUGAAGUGGCAGAACUCCACAGAAAGCAUCUAGGAGGGCAACUGCUCUUUGGCCCUGAGGGCUUUUUGUACAUCAUUCUCGGUGAUGGGAUGAUCACACUGGAUGAUAUGGAAGAAAUGGAUGGGUUAAGUGAUUUCACAGGGUCGGUGCUGCGGCUGGACGUGGACACAGAUAUGUGCAACGUGCCUUAUUCCAUCCCCAGAAGUAAUCCGCACUUCAACAGCACCAACCAGCCCCCGGAAGUGUUUGCGCACGGCCUGCACGAUCCAGGCAGAUGUGCUGUGGAUCGACAUCCCACUGACAUAAACAUCAAUUUAACAAUACUUUGUUCAGACUCCAAUGGAAAGAACAGAUCAUCAGCCAGAAUCCUACAGAUAAUAAAGGGGAAAGACUAUGAAAGUGAGCCAUCACUUUUAGAAUUCAAGCCAUUCAGUAAUGGUCCUUUGGUGGGUGGAUUUGUUUACCGAGGAUGCCAGUCUGAAAGACUGUAUGGAAGCUAUGUGUUUGGAGACCGGAAUGGGAAUUUCUUAACCCUCCAGCAAAGUCCCGUGAGCAAGCAAUGGCAAGAAAAACCACUCUGUCUCGGCAACAGUGGUUCCUGUAGAGGUUACUUUUCAGGUCACAUCUUGGGAUUUGGAGAAGAUGAAUUAGGUGAAGUUUACAUUCUAUCAAGUAGUAAAAGUAUGACCCAGACUCACAAUGGAAAACUCUACAAAAUUGUAGAUCCCAAAAGACCUCUGAUGCCCGAGGAGUGCAGAGCCACGGUACAGCCUGCACAGACAUUGACUUCGGAAUGCUCCCGGCUCUGUCGGAACGGCUACUGUACCCCUACGGGCAAGUGUUGCUGCACCCCAGGAUGGGAAGGGCACUUCUGCAGAAUUGCAAAAUGUGAGCCAGCGUGUCGUCAUGGAGGUGUCUGUGUGCGACCGAACAAGUGCCUCUGUAAAAAAGGCUAUCUUGGUCCUCAGUGUGAACAAGUGGACAGAAACAUCCGCAGAGUGACCAGGGCAGGUAUUCUUGAUCAGAUCAUUGACAUGACAUCUUAUUUGCUGGAUCUAACAAGUUACAUUGUAUAG
This is a messenger RNA of Puma concolor (puma), 2103 nucleotides long. It is a transcript of the gene HHIP, whose product is annotated as hedgehog interacting protein. NCBI's taxonomy places the organism in Eukaryota, Metazoa, Chordata, Mammalia, Carnivora, Felidae. The record is from RefSeq and is a predicted model, not a curated record.